Messenger RNA from Syzygium oleosum, 1923 nucleotides. RefSeq names its product transcription factor GTE6-like. Gene Ontology annotation, molecular function: protein binding. The coding region runs from base 488 to 1693 and encodes 401 amino acids. Lineage: Eukaryota; Viridiplantae; Streptophyta; Magnoliopsida; Myrtales; Myrtaceae. The transcript has 9 exons. The record is from RefSeq and is a predicted model, not a curated record.
UUCGAUCUCUUCUCUCUUCCCAUACGCCUCUUUCGCGGUGUACUUGUGGGGGGUGGGUGCGGGAAAUCGCCGGGCGGAAUGGUGCUGAGUGGAGCUCGUGCUCCGACGCUCGUUUUCGGAGCGCCGGACGGACGGGGCAAUUCGGGAUCGUCUUUUCCAGCCCCGCACCGUGCAGUUGGUUUAGAGGCUCUUCUGGCGAAGGAUUCGAUGAUGGGUGUUGCUCGAAUUGGCCUCUCGAUGAUGGGUCGUUUGAAAUUUCGCUCAUUUCUCGACCCCAUCGUGCUGAUUGAACGUAGCUCGUGCGAAAGAAAGUUUAUUUAAGCCUCUCCCGUUGGCGACGGUGUUCUCCCGAGGCUGCGGCACUCUUCCUUGAUUGGGGUGGUUGUGUUGGAAACGGGUUUAGGAUUUUGUCCGGUAGUUUUACCAGGGAUCAAGCUGGCUGGGUUCGUUGUGUUUCUCUUGUUCGAUGAGAAUGUCGCUUUAAUUUAUGGAAGCGAUGGGUGCCUCGGUAGAGUCGGCACAGGAUAAUGAUAUAGCUGGAACAGGAAGACACGAGGCCAAUGUACCGGAAUUGGACGGUUACAAGCACCGCGUGGAUGAGAUUCUCAUGAAAGUCGAUCAGCUCGAGCAAAGAGUCAACGAAGUUGAGCUGUUCUAUCUCAAUACAAGUAAAAAGCAAGUGAACACUUCGAAAGGUAGCUCAGUAGUUAAGGAUAAAGAUAAAGAGAGGCAAAUCCCUAGCUUAAAGAAGCUGCAACUGGAUGCAUCUCGCAGAGAAGCAGCUGCUGCAAAGAGAAUGCAGGAGCUCAUGCGCCAAUUUGGCACAAUAUUGCGUCAGAUCACUCAACACAAAUGGGCAUGGCCUUUUAUGCAACCUGUAGAUGUUAAAGCUCUUGGCUUGGACGACUAUUAUGAGGUGAUUGAUAAGCCAAUGGACUUCAGUACAAUAAAAAAUCAAAUGGAGGCUAAAGAUGGUACUGGUUACAAAAAUGUCCGUGAAAUAUGUGGUGAUGUGAGGUUGGUUUUCAAGAAUGCAAUGAAAUAUAAUGCUGAAAAAAGUGAUGUUCACGUAAUGGCCAAAACUUUGCUGGAAAAAUUUGAGGAGAGGUGGCUGCAGCUAUUGCCCAAGGUUACCGAGGAGGAGAAAAGACGAGAAGAGGAGGAGUCAGUUGCGCAGAUGGACAUGCAGCUUGCUCAGGAGGCUGCUUAUGCAAAGUUGGCAAGAGACAUAAGUAAUGAGCUCUAUGAGGUUGAUUUGCAUUUGGAAGAGCUUAGGGAAAUGGUUGUUCGGAAAUGCAGGAAAAUAUCGACUGAGGAGAAAAGAAACAUCGGCACAGCCCUUAGUUUGUUGUCUCCUGAAGAUCUCCUUAAGGCAUUGGAGAUUGUCGCUCAGAAUGAUCCAAGCUUCCAAUCAACAGCUGAGGAAAUAAACCUGGACAUGGAUGCUCAGAGUGAAUCUACUUUAUGGAGGUUGAAAUUCUUUGUGAAGGAUGCUUUGGAAGUUCAGGGGAAGACUUCAUUAAGUACUGGGGGAGAUAACAACAAUACCAAUAACUUGAGCAAGAACAAAAAUAACAACAGUAACGGUAACCGGAUCAACAAGAGGAAAAGAGAGAUAUGUGAUGCCAUCACUAAAUCUGCCAAGAAAAGGAGUAAGAAACCCACCCUCAUGAUUGCAUCACAGAGAACAUAGUCAAGGGAGAUGUGGGGUUUCACAUGAAUCCCGAAAAGGCUUUCGGCUGAUCGGAAUCGCAGACCUAGUGUUGUAGCGGUUUUCCCCUCUUUCGUGUCUAUGGAGUCAUAGUUGAUGCAGCUAAGUGACCCUUAGAGUUUGGGUUGCCGUUGGCAUCGAGCAGAAACUUGUUCUAGCCGCCGACAUUGUAAAUUCUCCCACUCUUGCUAAGAUUUUGUUUCGCUCCUUAA